AUGGCGGCGACCAGCUCCUCAGGUGAGGUGAAAACCCGCUUCUGUCUCAUAUCCGAUACGCAUACAUACACGCCCUUACCACCGGACAAUUGGUCUCCAUUCCGACACCCCUUCCCCGCCGCAGACGUUCUCCUCCACGCUGGCGACCUCACCAUGGUCGGGAAAGAGAACGAGCACCGUGCGACCAUAGGCAUGCUAAAGAGCGCGGAGGCAGAGCUGAAAAUCGUCAUUGCGGGAAACCAUGACAUCACCCUUGACGAAGACUACUAUAACAGCUUCGGCCACCGGCGACACCAGGCUCGGGAAGACCUGGUGAAAAUUCGCGACAUGUACUGCGGCGAGGAGGCCCGGCGGCAUGGGAUUGUCUACAUGGAUGAAGGGGUGAGGACGUUCAGGUUGAAAAACGGUGCUCAGUUCACCGUCUACGCCUCGCCGUAUCAGCCGGAGUUCUGCCGGUGGGCGUUUGCGUACAAACGGCCCCAGGACCGAUUCAACCCGCCGCAAGAAGGCACGCAGUUCGUCGCGCAAAAUCCUAUCCCGGACUUCCCUGCUGUGGAUGUCAUGUUGACCCAUGGCCCGCCCAGGGGCGUUAUGGAUGAGACGAUUAGCUGCGAGGCGGUCGGCUGCGACCAUCUUCGACGGGCGGUCACCCGCGCCAAACCGCGAUUGCACUGUUUUGGACACAUCCAUGAAGGCUAUGGAGCACAGCGGAUGGAGUGGGCGGGCGAGAAGGCGACGGAUAUAAAGCUGGAUCAGACAACGGUGCUGAGGGAUCGGGCUUCGUAUAUUAAUGUCAGUCGUGAUGGGGACAGUCCGUUGAGGGUUGGAGAGGAGACUUUGUUUGUCAAUGCCAGUAUUGUCACUGUUCAAUAUGACCCGGUCCAUGCUCCGUGGGUUAUUGAUAUUGAUCUGCCCUGUUCAACGGAGGCAUGA
This is a messenger RNA of Paracoccidioides brasiliensis Pb18, 933 nucleotides long. RefSeq lists its product as uncharacterized. Gene Ontology annotation, molecular function: hydrolase activity. Bases 1 to 933 code for a protein of 310 amino acids. The transcript has a single exon. The record is from RefSeq and is a predicted model, not a curated record.